AUGACGAACGCUCGGCGCUUGGACCGUGACGUGAUUACGUUCGGAGACUUCUCUAUCGAGGAGACGCAAAGGGUCUUAAGAGACGUGGAAAAGACUUUGCAGGCUGUCGAAAUAGUUACGGAAAAAGUGGCUCCCAAGUCAUGGGCUGAAGCAGUUGGCAUUGACAAGACUCAGCCGUUACUGGAAGGGAGUGGACGGGCGACGUCGUGGCCUAUUGCAGCUGCUGGUGAUGGAAAAAACGCAGCAGCUGCAAGGAUAGUGAGGGAUCCAACGAAGCCGGUUAUAUUUGAGGACGUGAUUCAGGAGGCACUUUGUUGUUUGGACGUGUCGGCACCAGCUAAAGAGAUGAAAAAGAGAGGGCUGGUGAAUCAAGGCAACACGUGCUUUCAGAAUGUUAUCAUGCAGUCUGUGCUGGCUUGUCCGCCGUUUUUGAAUUUGUUGGUCGAGAUUUCGACUGCUUGUCCACCAACGACUUCAAUGUUGGCGAGUACAUCGACGUUCAAGGCGUGGCGACACAUGGUGGCGUUUGCGCGCGAGUUUGAAGAACCAACGUUAGCUCAAUUGCAGGCUCAAGUCAGUCACGGUGACCGAAAGGCCAACGAUAUGCAUGGCAAAGCACCACAGGCGAUUCGAAUUAGCGGAUACUUUAUGGACGUGCUGAGCGCCUUUCAGAAAAUGCGCGGAGAGCAGGAAGAUGCACUGGAGUUUUUGGAGUUUUUCUUGGAGUAUUUGCACGCAGAGUACGAAAAGAGUGGUCUACGUUUGCCUGCCUCGUGUGAAAAACAGACGAAGCGAGCUCCUGUGAUCGAGCAGAAUGAAGCUAGUGUGGACGCGGACGCUAAGAGUGCUCAAGCGUUUGACGAUGGCUGGGCAGAGGUUGGUAAAAAGGGCAAGAGCAGCGUGCUACGCCAAAAUCCCGUCAACGCCAUUCGUUCGCCAAUAAAUUGGUUGUUCAAGGGUGCACUACGCUCCGAACUCAAGCAGCAUGGCAAGAGACAGAGUUCAAUCACUGUAGAGCCAUUCCACUGCUUACACUUGAACCUGGACUACGAAGCACAGGACCUCUCGUUUGUAACAGGCGAGAAUGGCACGACUAAUUCAUCCGACGCGUCAAUUACUGUGGAAGAGAUGAUUCGGAAAUCAUUUGAUGUAGAGGUGAUUGAGGAUGCCAACCAAGUUCCUACCAUGAAGAAGUACACAACCGUGGAAUCCCUGCCUGUUGUUCUGACACUGAGUGUCAAGCGUUUCACGUAUCAUCCGGACCAGGGACCAGUGAAGCUACAGCAAUUUGUCAAGUAUCCGCAUUUUCUGGAGUUCCCAACGCAGCUACUGUCAGCUGCUUGUCGUGCGGAGAAUGGGUUGGACUCGUCAGGUGCUGCGCCCGUCAAUGGUUCUGGCCCUUUGACUCCUCUUCCUGUGUACGAAUUGUUUGCAGUCGUGUCCCACUUGGGCAAGUUUGUCGUGGGAGGUCACUAUACGUGCGUGUGCCGUGACAACAAAGACCAGUGGUACCGCUACGAUGAUGAGCACGUAACGUCUAUUUCGGAGGCUACGGCGCUCAGCGAAACUGCUUACUUGCUGCUAUAUGUUCGAACAAGUAAACAGCCACCUGAACCGGUUGUAGUGCCACCCUCACUUUCAAGCUCCCCAUUUAUCAAGGCGACGAGCGUCAGUGCCCCAAGAUGCAAGAGUAGCAACGUCACCGAGAAAAAAGUUCCUGGUGGAAAGAAUUGGAAACAGCCCGCAUCUGCGUCAUCAGUACUCCCUCCGGCACCUCGACUGAUUCCAGGCAUGUCUCCAACAAAACAAGCCGUGGCAACAACAUCGAAGGCAAAGAAGUCUAGUAAGAAGAAAGCUUGA
This is a messenger RNA of Peronospora matthiolae, 1860 nucleotides long. The record is from the annotation of a GenBank genome assembly. Lineage: Eukaryota; Oomycota; Peronosporomycetes; Peronosporales; Peronosporaceae.